Messenger RNA from Topomyia yanbarensis, 1748 nucleotides. RefSeq lists its product as uncharacterized. The record is from RefSeq and is a predicted model, not a curated record. NCBI's taxonomy places the organism in Eukaryota, Metazoa, Arthropoda, Insecta, Diptera, Culicidae. The coding region runs from base 452 to 1345 and encodes 297 amino acids. The transcript has 3 exons.
UUUUAUGUGAUUCGAACUGUUGCCGCGUGCGGGUCGUAUCGUCUGUUCUUGUCGAGUAUUUUUUAUUACUGCUAAGCUUGCCCGCGUUUGCCAAGAAUUACCCCACACUCGAAUGUUUCGCACGUGUACUACUACAUGGGGUAAGUGCAAUAAAUAAUUGCAAUACAUUACAUAGGCACAAGCCCAGCAGCCCUCACUCAUCGGUUAGUGUUUAGUUUUCCGCGUCGCCGUUCGUAAGCUUUAUUACAGUGCAGUGCGUGGUGUCGUAAUACAUAUUGGCAGCUGGUGUACGCGUACAUUUUGGCCAAAGUUCUAACCACCGGGUCUAUUUUUAAUAUCGUUAGUAACACGAUCUGUCAUCGGUUUAUUUUCAUCGCCCUUUCGACAACCAACGAUUACGCGGUCUCAAGUCACGGUUCGAUUGAACGCCAAGCAAAGCUCUACGGACGGAAUGGUUUUCACACUUUACAACACUUCGUCCUAUUUACCGCUAGACAACGACCAGAGAGUGGCAUUUUACAAAAACGAGAACUUACUGUUCCCACCACUACCACCGCCAUCAGCGGCAUCCGUUGUCUGCAGACGUAGUAACAGCCCAGCAAUGCCCGUAACUGCCAACACUGGGAGUAUCUCCCCGCUCGGAGUAGUCUCCGCCAGUGAGUCGGUAGACUUCCGCCCAGUGGUCCAUCUGAGCUCCAACGGUUAUUACGGUUACGUACCGGUCGUCUCAAUGCCGAAAGUGAUGUCAACAGGAACAACGAACAAUCAUGCUGUCAUCAGCAGCACCGCCAAUGGUGUUGGUGUGAGUGUCUUAUUGGAUUCCCCUUCGGCGACGACCGCAGUUGCUGCCGAAGACUCGAUGAUGGAUUGCGCGGACAGUGAAAUGGAAAAUUACCAUCAGCCGCCACAGCACGCACGGAAGCGAAAAGAUUACAGCGGGCAGGAGGACAUGAAUGGCAAGCGACGGAAGACUUGGAUGGAACAGCAUCAGCACCAGCAACCAGGUUUCAACCCAGCUCCAAACUGGAGCACGCCGCAAACUCACCGGAUGGAAGUUGCCGAUCAACAACAGAUGGAUCUCCAACCCCAGCAUUUCGUCAAUGGGUUCUGUCCGCCAACUAACGGCACAUUCAGCAACGGCUUUUACCACCAGCCGUCGGCACAACCAACGCCAGUACUACAGCAGAAAAAUCAGCUGGAUGCCAAUAAUAAUUAUUUCCGGUGGAAUUUGGACCGACCGAGCGAGCCUGAUGUACGGGAAAAACGUCCCUCUGGCAACAACGGCCAAGAAUUGCACGAUUUGUUUAUAAGCUUACAUGGUUCCGGUUGUUUUCUGAUGGAAUGACACUGACGCGAGGCUUUUUUCCUUUUAGUUCGUAGGACCUUUGGGAAACUGUAGUUUCGAAUGUGUUUAACUAAUACUUUUAGCUCAUUUAUCUCACCAACGAACCACCUUUUCUAGUACAUAGGCAACACUUAAAGCAGUGACCUUUCUAGGCUAUAAGAUAUCGCCGUUUAACGUUCAAAUACCCGACGCAAUGAAUUGACAAAUUUUAGUUUUAGGUUUUUCUUUCAUCCCACUACAAUAAUAGGAUUAGGAGACUUUAAUGAUAAUAGGCAAUCUAGUGAAAUGUAGCUAUGUUUAACAGAGUAAACUAUUUUUUUAAUAUAAAAAAUCAGUACUAACAUACCAUAUCGCUGAGUUAGUGGACUGUUCGAUACACGAGAGAAUAAAAAGUUCAAACGAG